AUGGCAGGAAACUGGUCCAUCCUGAGGUUAUCGUCACUGGCUCCACCCACCAGCUCUGUGGCCCCGCCCUCUCUCAACACCUCCCAGUACCCCACCCUCGCAGACUGGGAGGCCCCCAGUUUUACCCGAGCAGCUCAGUUCAGGGUUGGAGCCACCUUUGUCCUCUUCCUGUUCGCCACCUGCAGUAACCUUGCCCUAUUGGCCAGCGUGUGGUGUGGGCGUGGCCGGCGGCUGGCAUCUCACCUGCGGCCACUGAUGCUGAGCCUGGCGUCGGCCGACCUGAUGAUGACGUUUGUGGUGAUGCCACUGGACGCCGUGUGGAACGUGACAGUUCAGUGGUAUGGUGGUGACCUGCUCUGCAAGCUGCUCUGCUUUCUGAAGCUGUUCGCCAUGCACGCCUCCGCCUUUAUCCUCGUCGUAAUCAGCCUCGACCGCCACCACGCAAUCCUGCACCCGCUGGAUGCUCUGAGCGCGCAUCGCAGGAACAGACGCAUGCUGUUGCUCGCCUGGAGCCUCAGUCUGCUGCUUGCAUCACCACAGCUCUUCAUCUUCAGAACCAUCUCGGUGGACUCGGUGGACUUCACUCAGUGUGCAUCUCAUGGCAGUUUCAGGCGUCGCUGGCAGGAAACUGUCUACAACAUGUUUCACUUCAUCACGCUGUAUGUCGUCCCCCUCCUAGUGAUGAGCUGCUGCUACAGCCGCAUCCUGCUGCACAUACACCAGCAGCACCUGAGGAACAAAGCAGGUGAGUCUCACCUGCGUCGCAGCGGCACAGACAUCAUCCCGAAGGCGCGGAUGAAGACUUUGAAGAUGACGGUGGUGAUCGUGCUGUCCUUUGUGGUGUGCUGGACGCCAUACUACCUGCUGGGGAUCUGGUACUGGUUCCAGCCCGACAUGUUGCGGGUCACACCUGAGUAUGUGCACCACGCUCUGUUCGUAUUCGGGAACUUAAACACCUGCUGCGACCCUGUCAUCUAUGGCUUCUACACACCGUCCUUCAGGGCCGAUCUCGCCGCCUGCUGCCGCCGGCGGACAAGGAGCGACACCUCGCCGCAAUCUGUGGACCGACUGUCAGCCAGGCAGAGUCCUCACAGCGGUGAGCAGCAAGCCGCCACCGACCACCACGCCGCCACAGACUGA
Molecule: messenger RNA, 1140 nt
Organism: Stegastes partitus (bicolor damselfish)
Lineage: Eukaryota; Metazoa; Chordata; Actinopteri; Pomacentridae
Gene: gnrhr3
Product: gonadotropin releasing hormone receptor 3
Exons: 3
Coding region: 1-1140 (379 amino acids)
Biological process (GO): cellular response to hormone stimulus; G protein-coupled receptor signaling pathway
Cellular component (GO): plasma membrane
Molecular function (GO): G protein-coupled receptor activity; peptide binding; protein-hormone receptor activity
Source: RefSeq, a predicted model, not a curated record